Annulohypoxylon truncatum is the source of this 862-nucleotide messenger RNA. RefSeq names its product DUF1768-domain-containing protein. The transcript has a single exon. Lineage: Eukaryota; Fungi; Ascomycota; Sordariomycetes; Xylariales; Hypoxylaceae. The record is from RefSeq and is a predicted model, not a curated record. The coding region runs from base 103 to 762 and encodes 219 amino acids.
GUAUUAAAAGAAGUUAAAUCCCAAUUAUAUUAUCCUUUGACUUACAUUGUUACAUAGUCACACAUCUAAGACCGGACUCCUUUCAUCUAAACUGAUACACAUAUGCGAAGAAAAACGCGCCACAACACUAUGGCAAAAAAGGUGAAGAGUCAUUCUGGCAAAGCCUCAAUCGGUGGAAAGGGACAACACGAGGAUCCAAACGGACCCCUAUUUUUCUUCAAGCCCAAUGAAGCCCACGGCGAGUUCUGCCAAUGGAAUCUGGCCGCCUUCACCGUCAGCAAGGCCCAGAUAUCUAACCUCGUCGGCCACCCCACCGAAGAGGACGAUUCCGAUGGCAAGCAGUUGAUACGUUUCAACUGCGCCGAGCAGUUCAUGAUGUACUGUAAAGCGGGCCGGUUCCACGAUUCUGCCACGCAGAAGCUCAUCCUCGCCACACAGGAUCCGAAAGAGCAGAAGAGGCUCGGAAGGCUGACUAAGGAAUUCCGCAGAGCAAGUUGGGACGAGAUCAAGAGCGCUGUCGUGGUCGCCGGGAACAUGGCCAAGUUUACCCAGAAUCCACAUCUAAAGAACCUUUUGCUGGAUACUGGCGAUCGGUUGCUGGCCGAGGCGUCUUCCCAUGAUCGUGUUUGGGGCAUUGGUUAUACACUUAAACAAGCUCUUGCGGGUCAGGAUCAGGAGACUUGGGGAGAGAAUAGGCUAGGAAAGGCGCUGAUGGAAGUGAGAGAGCGUUUGCGAGGGGACAGAGUGGGUAAUGAUACUUAAGGUUCGUCCAAGUAUUUAUCUGCCAUGCCGUCCCGACAGAGUUACAGAGAGAGAGAACUCGACCACAUAUCACGAAAAUUCUACGAUAUCGAGCUGAUGG